Messenger RNA from Oncorhynchus mykiss (rainbow trout), 3913 nucleotides. Its product is annotated as ETS-related transcription factor Elf-1. NCBI's taxonomy places the organism in Eukaryota, Metazoa, Chordata, Actinopteri, Salmoniformes, Salmonidae. The record is from RefSeq and is a predicted model, not a curated record. Gene Ontology annotation, cellular component: nucleus. Gene Ontology annotation, biological process: cell differentiation; regulation of transcription by RNA polymerase II. Gene Ontology annotation, molecular function: sequence-specific DNA binding; DNA-binding transcription factor activity, RNA polymerase II-specific.
UGUAUCAACGUGAUCCACAUCCUUGAAGUUGUAUAUUCAAUGCAUUUUUUGUUCGUGAUUGUAAAUCUAGUUGGUGUUAAAACAAUCUGCUAAAGAUAAUGAUUAAGAUUGCAUUCCAGUUAAAAGUCCGAUACGUAGUUUAUUCUAGCCUAUCCCAGUAAAUUUCUCAGUAUGAGUAACCAACAUUUCAUUUCAACCGAAUCCCUAAUGCUGGCCAAUCAUUUCUUAGGGAAAAUGUGACUGCUAGGAAUUCCCCACGCAUCGGUUUUCGGUAAGAAAAAAUGAACAGUGUAACCUUAUGUCAGCCACGCGAACGUAGUGAAAGUAGAGUUGGCAUAUUUACUGUACUGAUAAUGUCGGGCUUCAUCUCACAAAUGGGAUUAUUUUUUGGGGAUAAUAACAAGAUGCUGAUAAGUGCCUACUGAAGAUAUUAUGCUACUGGACGAUUUUGAUGAAGACAUUGUCAUUUUAAAUGUCUGACACUAUAAAAUAAGGAUUUAAGGCAGGUGUAGAUGCUCCAGACGCAGCAGGCCCCAGGAAGAGGCUGCCUCCAUCCAGGCUCAGCGCGGCUCUUCUCUCAAACAAGUGUGAAGAGGCCACUGGAGAAUCUCAAGAAGGGAAGCCAUUUUGUUGUGACCCACAGUGACUCUUCAGCAGUGACAUUGACAUUUGAACCUUGGGUUCAGUCUGGUGGAUUUUCUGGACAGUCCCUGGAGGGGUAGGAAAACACCCUACCCAUCUGUGUCCUACCCUCGGAUCUUCAUCACCAUGGCAACAGCAGUGCAGCCCAAUGAGCUAGUGUUUGAAUUUGCCAGCAAUGGAAUGGAUGAGAUCAAUCAGCUGGAUGACCCGUCCGUGUUUCCAGCUGUCAUCGUAGAGCAGGUGCCCGCCACUGACCUGAUGCAGGUCUACUCGGGCAUGGAAUCGGACGAGGUGGCCAACGGCAUCAUGGUGGACACCACUCUACACGUGGUGGAGGAGCCCAUUAUGGUCGGAGACGUGGGCCUCUCAGAAACGACGGUGUCGGGCACAGAGGACAGCAUGGAGACCAACGAGGCUGCGGCAGCCCUUCUCAACAUGGAGUCACCAAACAACAUCCUGGACGAGAAGCGCAUGAUUCACACCUAUGGGACCAUGUUGGAGUCUGACUACACCUACAUCCCUCUUCGGCCGGAGGCCAAUGGCUGCAUUGAUGUAUCGCUGGACGAGGAAACAUCCUCCAUGGACGAGAUCCCUCAGAAGAGCAUGUCCAAACCACAGAGGAAAACUAAAGUGCGCAAGCCGCGGGCGGUGCGUCCAUACUCCCCCAUCACCACUCCCAGCCUGCCACUCAAGAAGAAGAGCAAGGAGGGCAAAGGGAACACCAUCUACCUAUGGGAGUUCCUCCUGGCCCUGUUGCAGGACAAGAACACCUGUCCCAAGUACAUUAAGUGGACGCAGAGGGAGAAGGGCAUCUUUAAGCUGGUGGACUCAAAGGCCGUGUCCAAACUGUGGGGCAAGCACAAGAACAAACCUGACAUGAACUAUGAAACCAUGGGCAGGGCACUCAGGUAUUACUACCAGCGCGGUAUCCUGGCUAAGGUGGAGGGCCAGCGGCUGGUCUACCAGUUUAAAGAGAUGCCUCCUGACCUAGUGGUGAUCGAUGAUGAGGACACGUGCCCCGAACUCAGCGCUGGCUACGGGGGUCAGCGCCCCAGCCAUCACGGCCGGGGAAUGGGGGGCCGUGGAGGCCCCAGAGGCGGUCACGGAAAAAACCAUGCUGACGGGCGCCAUCCUAUAUCGGUAAAACAAGUGAAGAGAGAACCCAUUGAUAUGGAUGGAAGGCUGUACCAUGAGGUCAACGGGACACAUGCAGAACAGAUGAUCCAGACGGUCCACGUGCUGCAGCCCAACCAGGGGGCGGCUGUGCCGGCCUCCUCGUACAACACGAGGAACAUCAACAUGGCUACCUCCGUUCCCAUGGUCCUGACAUCGUCCGGCCAGUUGCAGCCCCUCCUGUCCAACGGUGACUCCUCCAGCAACUCUUCCCCGCCCAGGAUCAUCCUCCACACUGUCCCCUCCACCACUGCGGGGGGCAAGGAUGUCCUCACCAUCCAGACGGCCUCCUUGGCCACCGGGACGGGCAGCCUCCAGGACCACCACCAUCAACACCAGCAACCCCAGUUUCUGGUCACCAGUCUGGGUUCCACCACUGCCACCACGGGGGUCAUCAACUCCACCACAGCUUCCCUCAAUGGUCUCCCCCGCCUAGUUACCCUCAACACGGCCACUGGUCAGCCCAUGGUGGCCCAGCAACCAGGAACAGUCAUCGCCACCGUGCUCAAGUCCUCGAGCGGUGACGAGCUCCUCCAUGGCCUGCACGGCAUCAAGGAGGAGAUGUUGGACCCUUACUACCUGCAGUCGUGGGUUAAUGGAGACCCGUGCUUUGGGAUGGAGGCAGGGGAAGCAGAGCUCACCUACAGGACUGUGAUCAUUGGGACGAAUCAAAGUCUUGGGCAGAGCCAGGGGGAGACUGGCAGCGAGUCUCCAGUGAACGGACACCUUGCCCAGGGAAGCAGCCCCAGCGAGGGCCUUACCCCUGUGGAGGAGCUGGAGGUGCGUGGGGAGAUGGCUCUGCAGCCAGAGCACAUGCUGGGGGUCAAGGGGCUCCAGGAGCUGCCGGAGAUCACCGUCCACCUCCCUUCCUCCUUCAUCCAGAUCAAGACAGAACCCACGGAGGCCUAGUAGGCCUGGACUCUCCCACCAAAGCUGGACUAUUGGAAUCAACAUAAAAAAGACUUCUUAACUAAGUUUCCUUUUCCUUAUCCCAAUGAUAAUCUGAUUUUGAAAAGCGAUGGAUUUUUGAAAUAUGGAGCGACAAACAGGCCAAAUGUUGGCCCCUGUAGGAUAUUUUUGUAUACUCACAGCUGUUCUGGUGACAAGCCUACAUUUGAACAUCAAGGGAUUGUUUUGUGAUGUGUUGUUGAAGGCUCCAUUGAUCUGAUAGAGUUCCACAGUAAGAGGUGUCAUAUACCCAUAAAACCUAGCUGUCAAACCAUUUUUCCACCAUCCAUUUUUCCCAUAGUGAAUUUUAGAAACACUUAAAAUGAGGGCUGUUUCGUAUAUGCGUACUGUGGCGUUACAUUUGAUAACCAUGUAAAUAUCUCUUGGACAAGGUGACUUUUAUCAAUAUAGUCGGUUCUAUUUACUCUCAGACUUGAAAAUGCUCAUUUGCAUCAAAGUAGACAUCAUGCAAGACUACAAAUCCUUGCAAGCUCCUACAUGUCAUCUCUAGCUGACACUUUGCUUACAGGUAUUGUGUCAAUUUAAAACUUGCACAAGACAGUUCACAGAAUUAUCAAUUUAAAUACAUUUUGCCAAUUUAUUCAUUACUAAAUUUAGCUAACGUUAGAUACUUAAUCCAGAGAUUGUUACCUUUGCCUCGAUUCGGCAGUCUCGUCCAGAUCAUCAUGGAAUUUGUAGUUCUUUAUGACAGCCACAUUAGCAGCUAAUUAGCAUGACCUUUUUAGGGGGCAAAUACAGGCAUAUAUAUUGAUAAAAGUCACAAUGUCAUAGAGAGAUUUACACAGUUAGCAAAACGUCACGCCAGGGUAAGCCUAGAUAAAACACAGCCCUUAUUUUAAGUAUUUAAAAUUCCCUUAUGGGAAAAAUGUAUGGUGGAAAAACAAUUGGAACCAUUUCCUUGUUUUACCGCUAGCUUUUAUGGGUAUUAUGACUCAUACUGUGGUACUCUAUUGAGGUCCUAUCGAACUAUCUACCUACCUUGCUACUGUCAGUAGUCCCGCCCCCUUCCUAAACCCCGCCCCACCAGGAGAAUAGCCAUGGGAUAACCAGGAAUCUCCCCUACCACACGUGCCAGUUAGACUACUCCAUUCUCUACCUACUAGUACAUCUCAUCAGACUUGUGUCAAUU